UGACCUCUGAACUCUUUCCUGCUGUUUUUCUCUCCUUCACUCAUCUGUUUCUCUGCUCUAUCGCUCCUCUGCUUUUUCUGGUUCUUCUGCUUCAUUACUUUUCUCUCAUUAUGGCCAUGAAAAUCGACUUUGCUCCGGCGAACAUUCCUCUGAAGAGGAGGCUGGAGACGGCCGCUGUGCUGAAGCUGGUCUUCUCCUUCCUUGCUUUGGCCCCCAUAUGUAUUGUGCUGUUUCUGUACCUCUUGUUCACUCGGUUCUGGUUGGUGAGUGUUCUUUAUGCCACCUGGUGGUUUGUGGACUGGGACACUCCGUCUCGCGGGGGCAGACAAUGCGCCCUGCUCCGCCGCAUGCCCCUGUGGAACUAUGUGAGGGACUACUUCCCCAUGCAGCUGGUGAAGACGGCAGAUUUGGACCCCAGGCAGAAUUAUGUUUUGGGCUUCCAUCCGCACGGCAUCAUGGUGUCCGGAGCGUUCACUCAUUUCUGCACGCAGGCCACCGGCUUCAGCAAGCUGUUCCCAGGCCUGGACAGUUACCUGCUGAUGCUGCCUCUGUGGUUCAGAGCCCCGUUUUUCAGAGACUACAUCAUGUGUGCAGGUUUGAUUCCAUCAGAUAAGGACAGUGCCAGUUAUCUGCUGCAAAGGGAAGGUGGUGGUAAUGCCGUGGUCAUUGCAGUGGGUGGAGCUUUAGAGGCACUGGACUCCCAUCCUGGGACCAACAUAGUGUUGCUGACCAGUAAGAAGGGCUUCAUAAAGCUGGCAAUGGAACAUGGUGCUCACCUGGUCCCAGUUUACUCUUUUGGAGAGAACGAGCUGUAUGAUCAAGUGGAUAACCCAAGGGGCACCUGGUUAAGGUGGAUACAGGACCAUCUGCAGACAUAUAUGGGUGUUUCUCUGCCACUGUUCCAUGCUCGAGGGAUUUUCCAGUAUAGCUUUGGCCUCAUGCCCUACAGGAAGCGCAUCACUACAGUUGUUGGAAAGCCAAUCAAAGUAGUGAAAAAUGAGAAACCUUCGAAUGAUGAGCUGAACGCUCUUCACCAGCUCUACAUGGAGGAACUCUCACAGCUGUUUGAGGAACACAAGGCCAAACACGGCAUACCUGAGGAUGCACACCUGGAGUGCCUAUGAGAGCUGCUGGCUCUGUGUGAGAGAAAAUGUUAUUGAAUAGCUGCCAGAACAAGAACUACACAGUGAAUGAAAGACUGAACAAUACUGGUGAUGAUGCUGCUAAUGUGAUAAUUUGCCACAGUGUUUUUUAAAUGAAAUAUUAACGAUGAUGUAUUUUUUAUGCUGUGCUAUUUUUCAGCUUUAAAUAAAUUAAUGGUUUAAUUUAA
This is a messenger RNA of Astyanax mexicanus (Mexican tetra), 1330 nucleotides long. RefSeq names its product monoacylglycerol O-acyltransferase 2 (gene mogat2). Gene Ontology annotation, cellular component: endoplasmic reticulum membrane. Gene Ontology annotation, biological process: diacylglycerol biosynthetic process; triglyceride biosynthetic process. The record is from RefSeq and is a predicted model, not a curated record. The transcript has 6 exons. Gene Ontology annotation, molecular function: 2-acylglycerol O-acyltransferase activity; diacylglycerol O-acyltransferase activity. NCBI's taxonomy places the organism in Eukaryota, Metazoa, Chordata, Actinopteri, Characiformes, Acestrorhamphidae. Bases 111 to 1124 code for a protein of 337 amino acids.